AAUCCUCAAGAAUUCAAUGCAUACCGCCAUAAUUUUCCUGCUACAAAAAUAGAUCGUAAUAACUUGGUAUUUGGAUUUGGAAAAUCGACCUCUGAACAUGAAAAUGCGAAACACAAGCAGCAUUUUGGAUCUCUUCUUGGGACGCUAAGACCUGGUAAAGCUGGUGUUGUGUUUGAGAGUAGGGUUUAA
Racocetra persica is the source of this 189-nucleotide messenger RNA. The record is from the annotation of a GenBank genome assembly. Lineage: Eukaryota; Fungi; Glomeromycota; Glomeromycetes; Diversisporales; Gigasporaceae.